This is a messenger RNA of Betta splendens (Siamese fighting fish), 1966 nucleotides long. Its product is annotated as P2Y purinoceptor 6-like. Gene Ontology annotation, biological process: G protein-coupled receptor signaling pathway. Bases 287 to 1585 code for a protein of 432 amino acids. The record is from RefSeq and is a predicted model, not a curated record. Gene Ontology annotation, cellular component: membrane. NCBI's taxonomy places the organism in Eukaryota, Metazoa, Chordata, Actinopteri, Anabantiformes, Osphronemidae. The transcript is spliced from 4 exons. Gene Ontology annotation, molecular function: G protein-coupled receptor activity; oxysterol binding.
CGCAUGUUGAGCAUUUACUGAAGAGCGGAGGAGGAGGAGGAGCCAAGCUGCCGCCUAUGAAUGAAUGAAGACCUGAGACACAGAACGAGUGAGGAGCCGAACACGGAGCAAAGCUUCAGGAUUUCGCUGCCACAAAAUGUGGAAGAACCGUAGGAGUAGGAGGGAGGCCCAGCAUCCAAACCUACGGCUGCUUCACUACAGAUAUGUGGAUCAGUCCGCGAGUCAGAGGCAGCUCAUCAGGAGUCGGGAUGAAACCACAGGGAUGUGAACAGUGAAGAGGUUCGUCAUGGGACUGAUCCGAACCCCCGACCUCAGUCCAGGCAUCGGCCAGGCCAACGGCUCCCUGCCCGCCUCGCCUCCGCCCCCGUCGUCCUGCAGCAUCGAUGAGUCCUACAAGUACGUCUUCCUGCCCGUCUGCUACUCGCUGACCUUCGUCUUCAGCCUCACCCUCAACUCGGUGGUGCUGCUCCGCUCCUGCUGCUGCGGUGGCGGCGGGCAGCGCUGGAACACGUCCCUGAUCUACAUGGUGAACCUGGCCAGCACCGACCUGAUGUACGGCCUGUCGCUGCCCUUCCUGGUGGCCAGCUACGUGCUGAGGGACAGCUGGGUGUUCGGGGACUUCAUGUGCCGCCUCGUUCGCUUCCUCUUCUACUUUAACCUUUACUGCUCCAUCUUCUUCCUGACCUGCAUCUCUGUUCACAGGUACCUGGGCAUCUGCCACCCCAUGAGGACCAUCACGCUGGAGAGCAAGCGGGUGGUGAAAGGCACCUGUGCACUGGUGUGGGUGGUGGUCUUCAUUCUCACCUGCCCCAUUUUUAGGUUUGCAAAGACGGGAUAUGUGGAGCGAGGAGGUGGCAGGGUGCUGGGACUUGGUGGGAACACAACCAGUGAUGGCUACUGGAACUGCUGGGAUGAUGCCAUUGACAAGGAGUUUGCCGACUACGUCCCGUACGGCAUCGUCCUCCAUGUGUUGGGCUUCUUUUUGCCCUUCGUCAUCAUCGCUUGGUGCUACUCCCAGGUGGUUAGGACCAUAUUUCAGACUCUGCGCUCCCCUCCGAGUUCCAUAGAGGGUGGCGAGGAUGGGCCGGCGGGGGACGCGGGGCCCGAGGGCGUUCGGGACCGAGACAGAACCUCAGUGUCCAUCUCUGGCUCACAGUACUCCCACUACAUCUGUCGGCGGCGUAAAUCUAUUAAGACCAUCCUAACCAUCACUUUGCUCUUUGCACUGUGCUUCUUGCCCUUCCAUGUGACCCGGACGCUGUUCCUGCUGCUGCGGAGAGGGCAGCUCGGCGGCUGCAAUGCCAUGAAGACUGUCUCCAUUUGCUACAAGGUCACUCGGCCACUGGCCUCCUGCAACGCGUGGCUCAACGCGCUCCUCUACUUCCUGACGGGGGACAAGGGAGCUCCUUGCUGCUGGUCAGCAAAACACACGGUACGCCGAGACCAUCGCAGCGGCUCCCUCUGGUGGCCCCUGAAGAUCCUGAAGAAGGAGGCCCUGGGAGAGGAUGAGCAGGAGGCGGACGAGAAGGUCGAAAGGGAGGUGCACCUAGAAAACGAAUCCAAGUCUUCAAGGGUCAUCUUCUAGGACAUUGGCAUUUUCUUCACAUGACUUACAUGCUGCUUAUUCCCGCAUUUGUCAAUGGGAGCGUUAGAACAUUUUAAGUUUUUUGUUGCAGAUGUUUUCAGAAAAUGUUAAAUAAAUGAAGGAACAGAAUCAAACAUAAAGACCCAAAAAUAUCUGAUCAAUCUUUUAGGUCACUGGUCAGUAAAUGAGCAAACACCUCAUAUUCAGAUGGACACAGACAGAAGUGACAAGAUUAUUCUUAUUUUAUGUUUGUAUCAAUUUAAAACAUUACAUUUAGUAGCAACAGCAUUUGUCUCCUACAGCUUCAGAUGAUGAAGUCGUCCAUUCAAAAACUGCAACUUAAUAUCUGACUAAUAAAAAAUGUCCAUUUGCAUGAAACUC